Molecule: messenger RNA, 644 nt
Organism: Fusarium oxysporum Fo47
Lineage: Eukaryota; Fungi; Ascomycota; Sordariomycetes; Hypocreales; Nectriaceae
Product: SND2/TMEM208 family protein
Exons: 1
Coding region: 126-614 (162 amino acids)
Biological process (GO): vacuolar protein processing
Cellular component (GO): intracellular membrane-bounded organelle
Source: RefSeq, a predicted model, not a curated record
UCCACUUCUCACUUCUUGAGUGAACACUUCAGCUUGAUCAACCUGACAACCGCGUGCUCUCAGCUAUCACCACUGUGCAGCUAGAUUUGUAUCGACCUGAGCGUAUUCGCUAGUACUCAUAUACAAUGGCUCAGAAAGCGAAAAAGGACCGCGCCAAGUCCAACGCGGCGGCACUUAACAACCUGCACAUCGGUUCUCUUAUCGUCAACGCCCUCUUCCUCCUUUCCCACUUCCUGUUCCGUGCUCGCUCUAUCUGGCUUUACGUUCUCCUUUCUGCGCCUGCCGUCAUCUGCGAGUACAUUCUCGAGGCUUCCGGUCGACCGAAGUACGACCCAACUACCCGCGCCCUGCGUACCGCUGGUGAGGAUCUGUCCUCUCCUGGCUUGACCGAGUACAUGUUCGACGUCAUCUGGGUUACCUGGGCUGCAGUAAUCUUCGUCAUUAUCUUCGGAAAUAAAGCUUGGUUUCUGUGGCUUAUCCUUCCGGCAUAUGGCGUGUACCUGGGAAGUGGGCUACUUGGCAUGGGAAAGCAGAAGAUGGCUGCGUUCCAAGGAGCGGGCGAUGGUGCUGGUGCAGCUCCCCAAGGAAAUCGCAGAGCACGUCGGGCUGCUUAAAUUUCCCAACUUUUAUUGAGGGCAUUAGAU